Molecule: messenger RNA, 1129 nt
Organism: Durotheca rogersii
Lineage: Eukaryota; Fungi; Ascomycota; Sordariomycetes; Xylariales; Xylariaceae
Product: glycoside hydrolase family 61 protein
Exons: 1
Coding region: 50-760 (236 amino acids)
Source: RefSeq, a predicted model, not a curated record
GCACCUACCUGCCUCGUCCUACCCCCCCCCCCCCGGCAAACCCAAAGAGAUGAAGACCGCGGCGCUGACGGCCCUACUGGCCGCCUCGCUGGCAGAGGGCCACUACAUCUUCAGCCAGCUCAUCGUCAACGGCAAGGCGGUCGGGCAGGACUACACGUACAUCCGGAAGAACAGCAACACGUACAUGCCGUCCUUCCCCAACGAGGUCAUCGACUCGCCCGACCUGCGCUGCAACAAGGGCGCGAAGCCGGGCAGCACGCAGACCUACGACGUCAACGCCGGCGACAAGAUCGGCUUCAAGCUCGCCUACAACGAGUUCAUCGAGCACCCGGGCCCCGGGUUCGUGUACAUGUCGCGGGCGCCGGACGGCACCGGCGUCGCCGCGUACGACGGGUCCGGCGACUGGUUCAAGGCGUACGAGAUCGGGCUGUGCAACCCCGGCAGCCCCGGCAACGACGGCAGCUGGUGCUCGUGGCAGAAGGACCGCAUCGAGUUCACCAUCCCCAACGAGAUCCCCGCCGGCGAGUACCUCGUCCGCGUCGAGCACAUCGGCCUCCACGAGGCCUUCAAGGACCGCGCCCAGUUCUACAUGGAGUGCGCCCAGCUCCGCGUCGCCAGCCAGGGCACCGGCACCCCGACCCCCCUGGUCAAGAUCCCUGGCGUCUACAAGGCCGACGACCCCGGCAUCAAGUUCGACAAGUGGAACAAUCCCAAGGCUAACUCCUACGUCAUGCCCGGCCCCGCCGUCUGGAAACCCUAGGCGAGCCGCGCGCGGACGCAAGCAGACCUCGUCUCCCCCUUCCCCCUCUCCGUCUCUCCCGGAGCUGGUUUCGCGACCUUGGUAGGGUGGAAGAUGUCGCUCUCGGAUGAUUUGAGGACAACUGGUUCUUUAUAGCAGGAUGGCUAGGAGUCAAGACAAGUUGAUGGUUAGGACGUGCGUGGCGUAUAGCAUCUGCAUACAUUCCGUCUCGGCCGUGCGCUGCGAUUCGUUUGUGGCUCUUCUACCAACCAUAUGUAGACUAGAUAGUGGUCCGAACGAAUGCAACCCUGUUCAGAUGGCUCGUUAAGGCGGCAUACAGACAGCUUAGACUCGCUCGUGGGACUAGGAGUAGGUAGGUAAGCGGUAUCA